AUUAAUUUGGUGCGAGCGUCCAAUAACUUAUCCAAGCCUAGUCGGUGGGCCCUUCCUUUUGUGGUCGAACGAAACGUUACAUUUUGACGCACAAAUCAUUUCCAAAUUUCCACAAUUCUCUCUCUCUCUCUCUCUCUGGCGGUUUCUGGUUAUUGAGAGGAAGCUCCGCAACAACAGCUGAUAAUCGACGAAGCGUCUCGAGCCAUGAGACGUUCCAGAUGAAUUUUGAAUUUCAGAGGUAUAUUCCUUGGUUUGGAGCCCAUCCAAACAAGGAUAUAUCAUCGCCUAUCACGUGUACCGGUACCCUGUUGGAGGCACCUACUAAGAAGGGUAACGAGUCCAGAUUCUGGAAAUGGUCUCUUUUAACAUUUAUUCCUUGGGCUAUGAGAGCCACAGAUAAAAUUCAGCUGCCAACAACUGUCAAUAAGGGGCUUAAAAAGCGUGGACAGCCUCGUGCAAGCAUUGAAACCUUUUCCGAGUACUCCAGCAUAAGGUUUCGGCCGUAUGUUUCAAGGGUUCCAUGGCAUACAGGUCCAAGAGGUUUCCUUUCUCAAUUAUUUCCACGAUAUGGGAAUUACUGUGGACCCAACUGGUCGAGUGGGAAAGAUAGCGGAUCGCCUAUCUGGGACAAACGGCCAAUUGAUUGGUUGGACUUCUGCUGCUACUGCCACGACAUAGGAUACGACAGUCAUGAUCAGGCCGAGUUACUCAAGGCAGACCUGGCAUUCUUAGAGUGCUUGGAGAGACCGAAUAUGAGCACGAAAGGAGAUCCUCAUGUGGCUCAUCUCUACAAGUUUAUGUGCAUUUCAGGACUUAGGAAUGUGUUGAUACCUUACCGUCAGCAGCUUGUGAAGUUGCAAACUGGGAAGCAAUUCCUUCCUCCGAUGUGGCUUAGCAAAAAUAUCAAAUCCAAGGUUGCCAACACCUAAGGAUUCUGCUCCAACGUCUUGCUGUAGUUCAUGUACAUGCUUAAUCGAAAUCCCUUUUUUAUAGUCCCACUAGUGUAAAUAAUGUAUUAUAUGUGUUAUUCACCUUCUCCUUUAUUAUUAUUAUUAUUAUUAUUAUUAUUAUUA
Messenger RNA from Salvia miltiorrhiza (redroot sage), 1073 nucleotides. RefSeq lists its product as uncharacterized. Bases 219 to 929 code for a protein of 236 amino acids. The record is from RefSeq and is a predicted model, not a curated record. Gene Ontology annotation, molecular function: A2-type glycerophospholipase activity. Gene Ontology annotation, biological process: phospholipid metabolic process; arachidonate secretion. NCBI's taxonomy places the organism in Eukaryota, Viridiplantae, Streptophyta, Magnoliopsida, Lamiales, Lamiaceae. The transcript has 3 exons.